Molecule: messenger RNA, 7558 nt
Organism: Aplysia californica (California sea hare)
Lineage: Eukaryota; Metazoa; Mollusca; Gastropoda; Aplysiida; Aplysiidae
Product: serine/arginine repetitive matrix protein 1
Exons: 4
Coding region: 1611-6965 (1784 amino acids)
Source: RefSeq, a predicted model, not a curated record
GCAGCAGCAGCAGCUGAGAAAUAGACCGUUUAACCCAAAUCGACCCACCCCGACGGUUAUACCUUCGCCAAAAAUAGACGAGUCCAAAAAAAUGUUGAUCCUCAGACAAAAGAAACUUCCGGCGACAAACGAAGAGCCACCACCCUCAGAGCCAACGAGAAUACCUUUGACUGCGAGCACGUCGUCGCUGGAAAAAGACCCUGAGUCAAAUAUUUUGUCCUCUCAAACAAAAUCCGACGUGCAAGAAUCGGAGGAGAGUUCGGAAAAGGAACAGGUGCAGGACCCUGCCCCCGACAAUGUCUCACUUAUAUCUUCGUCUACUGACAUUGAGCAAGACACUGAGAGUCUUUCUCCAAGCAUCCCGUCCUGCUCACCGACCGAGAAGAAGGAAUUGGUUGAAACUGGUGAUGAAGAAUGCAUAAGAAAAACCGGUGUUUCAGACUCUGAUGAACAUGUUUGUCGAAAGGAAAUAGUAUUUUCUCCUAAAAGGGGACCGGUGAUAAAAGGGAAUCACUUGGAUAGUUCUGCGUAUGAUAGUGCUCCCCCUACUAUGCCCUCUUUUAGCCAUAAAUUCACCAACUUUAAAAACAUCCUGAGUACAGAAAACCAUACAGAAUCGGUUCUUCCAGAUGUGGAAGCGAACAGGUUUCAAUCUCCUUGGAAUGAUACGUCUUCUGAGAAACCCUCCAGAUUCUCCUCUCGUUUUCCGAGCAAUCCUGAACCUAGAGUUUAUCCUGCACCUUCCGAAUAUUUACCCACCAUCAAGUCGCAGCCUCCGAAACCAAGCCCAGCUGAUCCUGAACCCGUCACUUCAACCUCAGAUUCCCUUAGCACCCCGCCUCAGAGCUUGGACGCAUCGGACAACCUCUCAGUGCAGAGUCAAAACUCAGCAACUGAUCUCGACAUCUCUCAUUCAACCUUAGCCAACGAUCAGUCUGCUUUGAGCGCAAUGGAUGUAAACAGUUCUCUCAGUCAGUAUUCAGGAAAUCCUGUAGAUUUUGCUGCUGCCGCCACUAUGUUAGGGGAAAUCCCAUGAAAGGUUUAAGAAGAGAUUUCAAGUCCCAAAGAACCUUCUAAAAAGCGAGCAACGUGUGAUACUGUUCUAUAAAGUAGUCAAGUCUAAAUGAACACUUGGGAAAAAUGUAAUCUCAAGAGCUAGAGAAAAAAACCAUACUGUAAUCGAUGACCCAUAUACGUUCUGACAAACAUAACGCAGAACAAUUGGAAUUAUCAAAUCUCUGAAACAAGCGCUAUACUGACGAUCCCCGAAAUGCCUCAUAGUUAGACGUAUAGUGGGGGUUUCCUAAAUAAAGCCAUUUGCAAACCAGAUUAUUGAGACUUCGCACUUUGUAAUGAUUCAAUUUCUCGUUAUUUGGCAUUUAUGACCAGUUCACUGUUUGUUGAUAAUAAUAACAGUUGGAUUCUUUCUCCACUCUGGGCAGAGAAAAACAUUUCAAAAAUUGCAGCUACUGGAAAUCUUCUUUUUUUUGUGAGACUUGUGUUACAUAGGGGACAUACACAACUCGCUUAUUCAUCAUAACGACAGAAGUACUCUGAAUAAACGUCUCCCUUUAGAUUCUCUCUAAUCUGGCAGAAACGUAACGCAGAUUAUGGCUUCAGAAGAAAACGGAAAGUGGCCUCAUUGCUUGACAAAAUCUGACAAUCUGAAUUCCAAACACAAAGACCGUGUGCAAACUCAAAAUCAACCUCCGAUCAGUCAGCUUUAUAACAAAUUGAAAGAAUCAGGAACAUACUUAGGGUCGGCAGCUUUUCAGUAUACCAAGAAGGCGGGCACGAGCUUGAGGACAAUUAGAGAUACAUUGUUUGAAAAGAUGCCUACCCAGAGAAGUUUGGAGCAGCAAAAUGUCAGCUGCCAAACCCCUUCUUGUGGGCCUACGUGCUGUGAUUCCGGAGAUGAAUGGCCAGAUUGGACACCGCAUCCUGUGUAUCCCGUAUCUUCCAAUCCUCCACAGUGCAUUCCUUGCUCGUGUCCUGUUAGCCUGCCUGGUCCCUCUCCCCCACGAUCAGAGAGUUACUUCUUUAGCACUCAGAACGCCCCUGCAACAGUGUACGUGUAUCCACUUCCGCCUCCCCCUCCCCCUCCUCCCCCUCCCCCUCCUCCUUUUCUCCCUCUUUAUCCAGUGAUUAUCCCAGACGAUCGUCAUCGUGAUCAUGCUAACAGCAAUGAUGUCCCGACACCGUCCUUUGCCUUUACUACAGCACAAUUCUGUCCAGAAGUUAAGCAGCCUCGAAUUUCUGACACGUUACUCUGUGGGAGGAGUUCAGAUCAAUUGAUGAAAGAACAACCUGUUUUCCAAACUACAAGAGGUCAUGACAGUCAGCCAGAGAAAAAAGUAUCUCACUCUUCCAAACGGAUUUCGAACAACCGUGAACAAAGCAAAGGCCUUAAAAGAACCAAGAAAGAAGACGCGAAGUGGAGUGCAGAUGACCAGCCCGGAGGGUAUACGUUGAGAAACCCAUUUCGCAAAUUUCACAACCAUGUAAAUGUGUGUACCGGCCAACCCAGCACAUCUCUGAAACUCCCGCUUGAGAGGUCAUGCACCCCUGAACCCACGCCGUAUUGUCCCUUUACGAACCUGCAGGCCACUGGGAGUGAGACCGUCACCUCAAAUCCUUUUCCUAAGAGAAGACAGAGCGAGGAGAAGAAACCUGGGGAAGGCCACAGACCUUUUGUAAAUUGUUCAAGUAAUGAAGUCAGUAAUGCUGAUGUUCCCAGAACUUGGAACCAGGCGGAUUGCGAGUGUCAGUGCGACUACCAAGUCGAAGACACCCAAGCUACCGUCGAGCGCAGGACUACCGUUAUAAAAAGCAUUUUCGUUGAGGUGACCAGAACGUCCAAACGAAAAGGUAAAAACAGAAAGAAAAUUGGCCUCUCGGUGAGUCUUGACGAUAGCGCAGGACCUGAAUGUGCUGCUCUAAAUUGGAAAACUACUGCCGCUCAGACUAGCGUGAUGGAAGAAACAGUAGUUGACUGUACACGUCAGGGUCUCACAGAGACAUGUCAAACACAGACAGUGGCAGUGGAAUCUGAGGGAUUACGGGGAAUUGAAAACUCGAACGUGAAAGAGCAAAUGGGCAGUAAUGUAUGCACCGAUCAAGCAGUUACAAUACUGCAGUCUUCGAAAAGAUUAUGUAGUUCAGAACACACAUUUGAGUUCACCAGAGGAGACGAUAUUAUACCUACAGUGGAAGCUGUCCCCCAAGAAGUUUUAAGUCAAGAAGGCAUACUGUCUACGUGUGCGAAGCAAACUUGGCCCCAUAAGGAAGCCCCCGAUUCGUAUGGCCAUGGCAGUGUUGCGAAUGAGACAGGUUUGAGAAAAGAGAGCCAUUUCCUACUUGCAAAUUUGACAUGUAGGAAUUCUCAGGACCAAAUAAAGAAUUAUUUCGUUCCAAACGGAGAUGUUUGCCCUUGUAACCCGAAUGUUGGUAGCACUUCAAGCAUUGAAGCACGGCCUAUAAGCAUGACCAUCUGUGGGAAUGAAGUCACAAAUGAGGGGUCUACAAUUAAUAUAUGUUCCUGUUGGGAUGAAACCAUUACUGAGGGCUGUACAAAUACGCAUGCUAAAGGGGAAAAAAUCACCAAUACGAGCUCUACACAAUCCUUAGCUCGCCGUCCCUUAACUCCAAUUGCACAGCCAGUAGAUGUGUGCGGGUGCAGUGCACGUAAAGAUACAAGUAUCACUGCGUUCUCCAGAGAGUUGUGUGUGGGUAAUACAAACACCGACCCAAGCACCAAUUCACUUCCAAGAAAUCCAUGUGACAACAGCACAUACAGGGGUUUACCCAUUACUGCGUUCCCUCAAAAUCUGUGUACCGACACCUUCUCAACUAACCACUGUUCCUGUAACCCCCCAGCCACUACUGCACACUCUUCACAUGCGUGUGUCCCUGACGACCCUGCCGCUUGUCCAUGCCGUACGAAGCGGUUUCCUAUCCACGAAGCAAACGUCUCUUUUUAUUCCAAAAAGAUGUGUAAUGCCAGUGUUGAAACCACCGAUAUGGACAUCACAAACCUCUUCUGCUGCUCUAAACCAGCCCCGAACACUACAGAAGACAGUGUUCUUCGAGAUAGACCAAACUGUGCGCGUGAAACCAAGUUUUGCGUCGGUCACGACACACUUGUUCGAGCACGUCUUAAUAAUAAGGACAGUAGUGAUUGUGACUGUGAAGUAGAGGAUACGCUCUCUCGUUAUCAGACUGUUUGUCGUGAUUCGAUGUUAGAUUCAAAACGCUCUAAAUCGUCAUAUGUAGGUCGAGAUACCUGCACGGGUGCAUGCUUCCUCAGAGAGUCAGUCGUAGAUCGAACCAUACCUGUUGACGUCCUUGCUAAAAGUUACUGUCGCAAUAAUGAUCGAUUCACAAACACGAGAGCAUACGAUGGUACGUCCUUCUGUCCCAAGCCGAAUAAUGAUCUGUGGCCAUUGCAUUCAAAAAGUAGCUGUGACUCGACCAUAGGCAACCAAUCAAGCCGUGAUGAGGAUGAAUCACACCUGUUCGUUACUGCUAACAGAAUAUUAACCUGUGUAAACGGUGAUGGCAUUAUUGGGAAAACAAUGCAAACAACAACAGCAGUAAAGAGUGAUUUACGAUUAGAAGACAUUGCCGUGCAAGUAAGCAAAUGUUGUUUAUUGGAUACGGUAUCUUUAAGGAAGGACAACAUACAAAAUAGGAAAAGCAGCCUCGGUGAACGAAAAACAUGGAUUCGCGAAAGAAAUAAAGUAAGCAAGGUCCCGAAGCAAAACGACCACUUAGGAAAUACUUCGUGUCCUUGUUAUAAAAACGACUCCCUUCUCACAUCUAACCCCACCCAACCUCAUUCUGAAACUGAGCUCUCAAUGUCAUGGUCUAUUGAUUGUGCAUCACAAUCCAACUCUUGGUCAUUGUCUUCUGAUCGAGACUUAAAUUUUUGUUCGAGCCGAACAAAGAAUUUGCAGCGGCAGUGGCGAGACACUGAAGUUUCCACACAGGAGUAUUUUCCUAGUUGUUGUCAUGACUCAAAUACAUUACCUGAAGCACAGAAACUAUUAAAGAAUUGUAGAAAAUCACACUUUAUAUCUAGGACCUCCAUUUAUAAGAAAUUGAAACAAGUAUGCAGGAAGUUGAAAAGAAGGGAAAAUGACAUAAUCAAAACAUUCCCCCGUAGUUCAGAGUUGGCGGUCUCUACGUCAAAAGUAUGUUCAAAUGUUAAGUUGGGCAACAAAAGUCUCAACAAAGCGCCAAGCAGUGGCGAGUCAGGCACACCAGUUGUGUCAGCACCAUGUCUUUCCAAAGAAAUGAUCUUUACAGAAUCAAAGUGUCGUCCAUGUGAGACACGUGAGAGACAUUUGUAUCCUUUCUGUAGUAUUCCGGGCUCGUCGUGGAAGGUGUCAGCAACACAGAAAGUUGAAGCACACAGCAAAGCAAAUCGCAGCUAUGAUAAGCAGAGAAAUCAUUGUAAAACAAGCAAAGCUGAAAAGUGCCCUACAGAUGCCAAUAAAGCCUCCCUUGACAACACCCCUGCACAAAAUAGGCUGCCAUGCACACGCGAAACCAAACCUGAAGACAGGAAAGAAGCUAGUCCUUGCCAAGCAAAAGAUAUCGUCACGAGCAAGACUUUUAGUAGCAAAAAACUACCGCCCACAUCAUCAAGCAGCUCCAGCUGCAGUUGGCCAAACACAAAUUUCGCAAACUUCCUGGCACCGCCAUGUUCUGAGGUACAAAAAGGUAGACGCAAGCCUAACGAACAUGAACGUGAAGAAAACCCUGUAGCAAAUUCUUCCAAUCUCUGUGUAUCUGUUGGGUACGACAUCGAUCUGCAUGGCAGUGUGGGACUUAACGACGCUUCUCUGUACCGAUCGUGUUACGACUGUUUGACUAGACGUCAUGUUUGUCUUUCAAACUUCGGAGAUAAGAAGCCGGAUGUAAAAGACGCUCAAGCAUGCGAUAACAAAGGAAAGAUAAUAUCUUGCCCAUCCUGUUACACCAGAAUUUCCCAAGCAAAGUGUAAAUGCACAUCAGUUUCUGCACAAUCAAAAAAUGUUAUUUUGGACGGCCACGGGAACGCCAAAGCAAGACAAGAGAAUGGCCAAAACAAAGCAAUAGUCUCAAGUCAUCUUUGUAGUGGCUUAAAGACUGAAAAGACCGCUUGCACAGACAUAAAUUGCAAGCCAAAAAAGGUUCAGAACUCUUUGGUGAAGCCGUCAGGUUUACCUCUAUAUCCCAUGUCCGUCUCAUGUUGUCCUGCUGCACUGCUAUGUGCUACUUCUCAACCUGCUACUUCUCAACCUUCAAAUUCACGACCUGCUACUUCACGACUUGCUAAUUCACGACCUGCUACUUCACGACUUGCUAAUUCACGACCUGCUACUUCGCGACUUGCUAAUUCACGACCUGCUACUUCGCGACCUGUUACUUCGCAACCUGCAUCGUCACCUCUGGAGUUAUCACUACCUAGAAAAUCGCUACCUUCAUCAUUAAUCACUGCCACAUUGCUACCAGCUCCGUCUCUUCAAGCAACACCGUUACUUGCAACUAUGAUACCUGCUACAUCAUUUCAAGUAGCUCAACAUGCUGAUUCGUUGUUGUGUCCUUCUUCCGUACCAACUGCGCCCGUAUCCUCUUCAUAUCUUUCUCUUUCGUCCCAACCCACCUCAUCUUUAUCGGUAAGUGUGGAGACAAUUUCUAAACUUUGUUUUGCUGGUUCUGAAAGUUCCUCUGGGAGAUGCGAAGAGGUUUCUCGUCGAGGUCAUAAUAUCAGCAGGUUGGUAAAAUAUUUGGCUAUUCUUAGACGGAAGCUAAAAGAGCUUGAGAAGGCACUGGAUGGAGAAGCACGAUACACUGCCUACAAAAGAAGCCAACGGCAAAAAGGAAAGCAAAGAGAGUUGAAAAGAAAAUGUGUUCGAAACACGAACGAGCAGUUGGCGGACUGGAGAACAAAAGAUGUCAGUAUACAGACUAUAUUGUAAUCGAGUGGCUUUAUGCCAGCAAUUGAAUGCACAUUAGGCGUAUUGUGAUAAACCGCAAAUCCAAAGGGUUGGAAAUGUAAUUGAUCCUCUCCUUGUAAGCAUUCACAAUGACCUGAUCAAGAGAGAUCUUUUAGGGACACUUUGGCCAACAUUUGCAACUGUCAAUUGACUCUUAACAAAGUGAAAGAAAGCACUUCUUGUUUAUCCUAUUCUAAGAAGAGUCCAGAGCAGCUCGGUGUCAAUACCAGUACCCUUUAUGUCCGAAACGCCACCUGGGAAAGUUGUAACGGGCAAAGAAAUACUUCAUUUGUGACCCUUGCGGCAAUACAAAUCUUAGGGUCUUAAACACUUACCUGUCAAAACGCCCGGGCCGUAUUAAUGCAUUCCACAAAAUGCAAUCAUAAGAAGUCACAUUAAUUGUUGAAUUAAAUUCUCACUCAAAGGUACACUAUCUUAGUUCCCAUGGGGAGUUUUGAAUGAAAAAUAAAGGCUAGUCAUUCCUUCAGGACUUAUCAGUUGAUUGAAACACUCCAUCCUUUUUUUUCUUAAGUCAUAAUAAACUGAACAUGAUCGUGACAAAUAUUCUUUCUUCU